This is a messenger RNA of Chiloscyllium plagiosum (whitespotted bambooshark), 4062 nucleotides long. The record is from RefSeq and is a predicted model, not a curated record. NCBI's taxonomy places the organism in Eukaryota, Metazoa, Chordata, Chondrichthyes, Orectolobiformes, Hemiscylliidae.
CGCUGAGAUCAGUCUGUUCAAACGUGUUUGUGUAUGUGUGUGUGUGUGUACUGUAUAUGAGGGACAAGUGAAUCCUAGGACUGGACUGGACUGGGAGCAAGCUCUCCCAGUUCAGUGGCUUCCCCCACAAGGACUUCAGUUGGUUACCAGCGAUGCGAGAGAAUUGUGCUAAAACAUGUUUCAUCCUAACAACCGUUAAAACCCUCUUGCCUUUUAAAGGAUCAGCAAAUAACAACGAGCAACCCUCGGGCUCUGCUGAUGUUCACAAUGUCUGGAAAUAAACGUUAAUUCGUGCUGUCAGUACACAACUCCGACGCGCUUCUCUUGAGUGGGGACCACCAUCAGACCAUGGGUGAAAAUGAUAAUGACAAAACCAGCCAAGCUGGACAGCUCUUUGAGAACUUUGUUCAAGCCCCGACAUUUAAAGGCACACUGCAGGCAUUCCACAUCCUCUGCCGUUAUCUGGACCUUGACCCUUUAGAUCAUCAGAUGUUCUACUCCGUGCUGAAGUCAAAAGUCAACACAUGGAAAGCGAAGGCGCUUUGGAGCAAGCUGGACAAACAUGCCAACCACAAGGAAUACAAGAAGGGCAAAGCCUGCACCAACACACAGUGUUUGAUAAUCGGAGCAGGUCCUUGUGGUCUACGCACCAGCAUUGAACUGGCUUUCCUGGGCUGCAAAGUGGUGGUGAUAGAGAAGAGGGAGACCUUUGCCAGAAAUAAUGUCUUGCACUUGUGGCCAUACACCAUUCAUGACCUGCGUUCUCUGGCUGCGAAGAAAUUUUAUGGCAAGUUCUGUGCAGGAGCAAUAGAUCACAUUAGUAUUCGGCAGCUACAGCUCAUACUGGUUAAAGUAGCAUUAUUACUCGGUGUGGAGAUCCAAGUGAACGUGGAGUUUGUGCAGUUACUGGAGCCCUCCGAGGAUCAGGAAAGCCCAAGACCAGGAUGGCGAGCAGAGGUGCGGCCCAGUGAUCACCCCGUCUCAGACUUUACCUUCGAUGUUAUUGUUGGUGCAGAUGGGCGAAGGAGCAGUUUACAAGGCUUUAGAAGAAAAGAGUUCCGUGGGAAACUGGCCAUCGCCAUCACUGCCAACUUCAUCAACCGAAACACAACAGCCGAGGCAAAAGUCGAGGAAAUUAGCGGCGUCGCUUUCAUCUUCAAUCAGAAAUUCUUCCAGGAUUUGAAGGAGGAAACAGGAAUUGAUCUGGAGAAUAUUGUUUAUUAUAAGGAUAAUACCCAUUACUUUGUAAUGACAGCAAAAAAACAGAGCUUGCUGGACAAAGGAGUGAUUGUCAAUGAUUAUGUAGAUACAGAAAUGCUUCUGUGUAGUGAGAACGUCAACCAGGAGGCCCUCUUGUCCUAUGCCAGAGAGGCGGCUGACUUUGCCACCAAUUACCAGCUCCCUGCUUUGGACUUUGCAAUGAACCAUAAUGACCAGCCCGAUGUGGCCAUGUUUGACUUUACCUGCAUGUAUGCUUCGGAGAAUGCUGCAUUAAUCCGAGAGAGAUGUGGGUAUCGGCUGUUGGUAGCUCUCGUUGGAGACAGUCUGUUAGAGCCAUUCUGGCCAAUGGGAACUGGUUGUGCCCGUGGAUUCCUGGCAGCUUUAGACACAGCAUGGAUGGUGAAGAGGUGGGCAGAGAACAUACCAUCUCUGGAGAUCUUGGUAGAAAGAGAAAGCAUUUAUCGACUGCUACCUCAAACCACACCAGAAAACAUCAACAAGAACUUUGACCAGUACACGAUUGAUCCAGGGACACGAUACCCCAACCUCAACUCAAGCUGUGUCCAAUCUCACCAGGUUCGUGAGCUGUACAUCACAACUGAUCUGAAGAACUGUCCACUAGAAAGAGUAAACUCCAUGCGAAAAUCUAUCAAAGUGUCACGUCGAGAGUCGGAGGUGCGUCCCAAUAGGCUUUUAACCUGGUGCCAGAAGCAAACCGAGAAUUACCAGAAUGUGGCAGUCACUGACUUGACCAGCUCCUGGAAGAAUGGCCUAGCUUUGUGUGCAAUCAUACAUCACUUCUGUCCGCAACUAAUUGAUUUUGAUGCACUGAAUGAAGAGGAUGCUGCCAAAAACAACCAGCUGGCCUUUGAUGUAGCAGAACGUGAGUUUGGGAUCUCUCCAGUCACCACAGGGAAGGAGAUGGCUUCGGUCAGUGAGCCCGACAAGCUCAGCAUGGUCAUGUAUCUCUCCAAGUUCUAUGAGUACUUCCGAGGAAAACCACGCUCGACUUCCUCAACGUUAUUCAGGCAGGAUAGCAACAAAAUGCCUGCACCUCCAGCCAGGCAGCCAAAUUCAAUCUUCAACGGUGUCAACUUGUUGCAAAGGAAACGGACACCAAAGCAUGAAAAGAAAAGUGAAGACAGUGAUGCCACUAGUAAGAGGAGAAAAAAGACUGACAUGCUGUCACAAGAGGAGGCGAAUCCCAAAAUGGACGGGAACGAAACAAGACGUGCUGGGAACCAAAACAAAGUGAAGUCAAUGGCCACGCAGUUGUUAGCAAAGUUUGAGGAGAAUGCUCCAAGCUCCUCACUCCGGAGGCAGAUGUCUGUGCCUUCCUGUGCCACAAAACCACCACUGCCCGUGCCUCCCAAUGGUCACACAAACCCUCGCUUUCUUAAACCCGAGGACCAAGGCAGGGCUGUUCUCUGUUCACGGAAAACGAAGUCUGACCUGGUGGUCAAUGCUGAGCAAGUAAUCAAAGAAGCAAAAUAUAUUAAGAAAGUUGAGAGUCAGGCAGGGGCUUCUAAACGUCUGACUGUAUCUCCUCACUCUGCUUUCGCCCUUUCUGGUGUUCUCCAACGUCUUCAACGUUUGGAAGAAAAGCUCGACCAGAAGAAAACUCUGUCUCUCGCACAAGGUGACGUCCCCUUUAGCAGGAAGAGUAUAAAGGAGCGAGGAGCACAUCUGACUGCCCUGUUUGGGGGCAGGACUCUCAAGCAACAGGUGCCUCUGUCCGAUGCAAGCUCAUCUCAUUGUCUCUCCAACACCUCUCGCUCCACCCAUGACUCUGCUUCUCCUUCGUUGUCUACCAUGGCUCACCCAGCCGAUCCUCCAACACAGAUACGUAGUGUGAAGGCAGCAGCCAUUAACUUGGAAAAGAUGUUUUUAAGCAGUAAGGACCAAUCCAGUAGCCAGAUCAAGACUGAAGCAGAGGUAUCUACACAUGAUGAGUCUCGUGUUGUAGUCUGCCAUUCAAGUGAAAGCAAAUCCUCUCAAUCUCCAAACUCCAGUCAGCACUGUCCCACUCAGAUGACAGUGGGGAAGGUAUCGUCUGUAAUCGGUGCAAUGGCAGAAAUUUUGGUCACACUUUACCAGACUGAUCACAGGCCAAAAGGAGCAGUAACCUCGCUUGACUUGGGGUCCCUGCGGAAAGAAUUCCCCCAGAAUCUUGGAGGCAGUGACAUCUGCUACUUCUGCAAAAAGCGUGUUUAUGUCAUGGAGCGACUGAGUGCAGAUGGUAAAUUCUUCCACCGAGAAUGCUUCAAGUGUGACUUCUGCUCGAUCACACUGCGGCUCGGAGCCUAUGCUUUCAGUGUGGAGGAAGGAAAGUUUUACUGCAAACCUCACUUUACUUACUGUAAACUGAAUAACAAGGCAAGGAAGAGGCGGAAUCAUACAACAAUGUCAACACACAGAAAGGGUGAAAUUUGGAAACACGUGCUCGCACAAAGGGUGAUGGAAGUUCAAAACUCUCUUCUGCAAAUAAGUGAGACGGUGCUUCUGAAUAAAUUGGAUGGUGAGGCUUUGAUGAGUGCCGAAAACUCUUGCAACGUUAGCUCUUCGCCUGACAAGCCCCCAGACUCCACAUACCUUUAAAGGAUGAGAAUCAAAGGCUAUUUAAUCCCAAUUCAUCUGAAAAAGGUUUAACAGAAGGGUUCCUAUUUCAUAACAGAAUGCAAAUAAGGCAAAUGUUUGUGAAUACGUUUUUUAAGAAAACUGUUUUUUUUUAAGUUUCACAAUCAGUCCUGUAUUUUGCACAUGAUGGAAUGUGUCAAGAUUUAUUUAUGAAACCCAAGCCUGUAAGCGUAUAAUAAAUUAAAAUAGAUGCUUUGUAAAGUA